Colletotrichum truncatum is the source of this 129-nucleotide messenger RNA. The record is from RefSeq and is a predicted model, not a curated record. NCBI's taxonomy places the organism in Eukaryota, Fungi, Ascomycota, Sordariomycetes, Glomerellales, Glomerellaceae.
AUGUGCACCGUAGCAUCGGGGCCUUCGGCGUCCAGGUCGAUGGUGAAUGGCGCGUGGCGGUCUCUGUUAAGAACAUGGAUACUUCGAACUCGUCUAGUCAUCACCAGUCAAACCAUGCUCACCCAAUAG